Nomia melanderi (Alkali bee) is the source of this 800-nucleotide messenger RNA. It is a transcript of the gene mRpL20, whose product is annotated as mitochondrial ribosomal protein L20. Lineage: Eukaryota; Metazoa; Arthropoda; Insecta; Hymenoptera; Halictidae. Gene Ontology annotation, molecular function: structural constituent of ribosome; rRNA binding. The record is from RefSeq and is a predicted model, not a curated record. Gene Ontology annotation, cellular component: ribosome. Gene Ontology annotation, biological process: translation.
AUAUAUGAAUUCGCUGAAAAAUAAGUGAAAGCUUUCUAGAAUUUAGAUAAAUAAAUUUAAAAGUUAUAUUUUUUUAUAACGAGUAGUCCACCAAUCUAGAUCUAUUACUGUUUGCAUAUUGGUAUUGCGAUUCGACGAACGAACUUGUACAGAUUUUUGUUAUGCAUAAGUAACCUCACAUUAACUGAUACCAAGCCUAGGGAAAAGAAAUAUUGAAACUGUUGAAACGAGUACAUUUCUUCAUUUGUAUCUAUUACUUAAAUAAAGAGAAAAUGGUAUUUUUAACUGCGCAGUUAUUCACAAAAUGUCGAGGUCCAGAUGAAUUUUGGCGAAAACGACAAAUAUUUAAACUCGCUGCCCAUUACGUCGGCAGGAGAAGAAAUUGUUAUAGCAUAACCAUAAGAAAUGUGCACAGAGCAUUAUUAAAAUCUACUGCAGGGAGGGAACUUAAAAAACAUGAUAUGAAAGAGCUUUGGGAGACUAGAAUAGAUGCUGCUGCUCAGGAACAUGGUAGUAAUUUAAAUAUAUUGAGGGAAGGAUUGACUAGGUGUAAUAUUUUACUUAAUCGCAAGUCUAUGGCAAAUUUAGCUGUAUGGGAACCAAGGACAUUUAAAUGUUUAUCUGACAUUGCCUGUGCAAAAGUAAAGCUGGCAGGAGAUCGUUCCGUAACUUACAAGCCUAUGCCUGCAAGCAUUCUAUCUUCAGGAUUGAUUGACAAAUAAAAAAUAAUCUUUCAUUGUAACAUUUAUUAUGCUAUAGAUGAUUAAAUAUUUACAAGAAAUAUAUAUUCUUAAAAAGAA